This is a messenger RNA of Aspergillus novofumigatus IBT 16806, 1776 nucleotides long. RefSeq lists its product as uncharacterized. The coding region runs from base 1 to 1776 and encodes 591 amino acids. NCBI's taxonomy places the organism in Eukaryota, Fungi, Ascomycota, Eurotiomycetes, Eurotiales, Aspergillaceae. Gene Ontology annotation, molecular function: ATP hydrolysis activity. The transcript is spliced from 4 exons. Gene Ontology annotation, biological process: nucleoside metabolic process. The record is from RefSeq and is a predicted model, not a curated record.
AUGGCCCCUAAGUUGCCGCAGUUCGACAAUUCCAAAUAUGCCGUUGGAUGGAUAGCCGCCUUACCCCAUGAAAGGGCCGCUGCUGAGGCAAUGCUGGAUGAGGAGCAUGCACCACCGCAGCACAAACACAUGAAUGACCAUAAUAUAUACACGCUAGGCUCCAUAAAUGGCCCAAAUGGCAAGCACAAUGUGGUUAUUACCAGCCUCCCGCCCGGCAGAUACGGGACAACGCCUGCUGCCACCGCUGCCACACAGAUGCUCUCCAGUUUCACAGCCGUCAAAUUCGGAUUAAUGGUAGGGAUUGGUGGUGGUAUACCGAGCACUGACAACGACAUAAGACUUGGCGACAUUGUGGUUAGCAAACCCGAAGGCACCUUUGGAGGUGUUAGACAGUAUGACUGCGGAAAAGCUACAGUUCAUGGCUUUGAGGAGCGUGGCGCAUUAAACUCCCCGCCACGGGUCUUGCUCAACGCUAUGGGCGCACUUCAAGCAAAACAUGAAAAAAAAGGGAGCACUGUGCCUGCCAUAUUGGAGGCUAUGUACAAGGACUAUCCAUUGAUGGCGAAACCGCGACACAGGCCGGGUUACAUCUACCAAGGGCCAAAUCGUGAUCGGCUAUUCCAGCCAGAUUAUGAACAUGAAGCCAGCAAGAAAGAUUGUAGCGAUUGCAACACUGAGAAAGAGGUGGUACGCCCAGAGCGACCUGACCAAUACCCCUAUAUCCACUACGGCACGAUUGCAUCUGGGGACCAGGUCAUCAAGGACGCACGAAAACGGGAUCAGAUGGCAAAUAACUGCCUGUCUACAGCAGCCGCAUAUGCGAAGGAACUUCUCCAGAUUACCAACGCUGCAGAUAUCCAGAGCACACCAGAGGCGCGAGUGUUUAUACGUAAAGAUAUAGUGCAGGAAAUCGAGUCAGUUACCAAAAGACUGGCGAUGGAUCAAAAGAAACAGCAUCUAGAUCAAAAGCAGCGAGAUGUCUUCAAAUGGAUGUCUCCACUCAACCCAUGGGCUCGACACGUCGAAAACCAAAAGUCCAGGGCUGUCGGCACGGGUGCAUGGCUGUUUGAGGACCCCAAGUUCCUUGGUUGGUUCUCACAGAAAGGGCAGUGUCAAACGCUAUGCUGCUACGGAGAUCCAGGAGCAGGCAAAACAAUUAUCACGUCAAAUGUGAUUGAUAAUUUGGAAAAACAAAUCGCCCAGCACACGGGGCUGGCAUAUAUUUACUGCGAUUACCGUGAUCAGAAAGAGCAAACCACAGAAAAUAUCCUUGGCGCAAUUCUGAAACAACUAUUAGCCCUUCUAGCAGAAAUACCCGAAGCUGUUUGGAAACUGUAUGAAGAACGGGUCCGUCAAGGGAAGCCAUUGAGCUUGACUGAUACAGUUGAUCUCCUCCGCAUUACCUGCGCGCAAUUUACCACGGCAUAUAUUUGCCUGGACGCACUUGACGAACUCAGAGACUUGCAAAGACUUUUACAGUCUUUGCGUGACAGGGCUUCUUCCUUGAAGAUAUUCAUUACUGGCCGGCCCCAGGUUCGGGAGACUAUCCAGCAAUACUUCAAAGAAGCGCAGAUUAUCCCUAUUAAGGCUCACGAAAGCGAUAUUCGACUAUAUAUUGAACAUGCGAUAGGUGGACCUGAUGAUAAAGAACCUGACGCAAUGGAUGACGAGCUCAGAAGAGCCAUCCUAAAGAGAGUUGUUGACUCAGCUGAGAACAUGUUAGUUACUUUGGACAUGCCCGGCAGUACUUUGGCACCAAUGCUGACUACGGAUUAG